Messenger RNA from Notolabrus celidotus (New Zealand spotty), 4179 nucleotides. RefSeq names its product solute carrier organic anion transporter family, member 3A1 (gene slco3a1). Gene Ontology annotation, molecular function: protein binding. Bases 622 to 2733 code for a protein of 703 amino acids. The transcript has 10 exons. Gene Ontology annotation, cellular component: membrane. The record is from RefSeq and is a predicted model, not a curated record. Gene Ontology annotation, biological process: sodium-independent organic anion transport; transmembrane transport; prostaglandin transport. NCBI's taxonomy places the organism in Eukaryota, Metazoa, Chordata, Actinopteri, Labriformes, Labridae.
GAUUUUUCAAGUGAUUCUGCAAGUUGUGCAGACUUGUGAAGCUGCUGCACAGCGCCUCCUGGGCCGUAUAUGUGCUCACAGAGGAGGAGGAGGGUCGCGGGGAGAGAGAGGUGGGAGCAGAGACAGGGAGCAGUCAUAGCGCGCAAAGGACCGUGACAGUCCGGAGCGGCAGGAGUUAGAGGAGCAGGAGGAGGAGAGGAAGAAAAGGACUGAAAGCAGACUCCUCUACCUGCAGCUGGAACCAAAAAAAACCUCCGCUACGGAAACAUGCGAUGUGACAGAGAUUUGCCCGCCCGUGCUUCACUUGUGCCUUUGCGAACACCUUCAGGGAGUUCACAUGUUGACGCGCGUCGACGAGGAGGUCAUGUUUAGGCUCAGACGAGUGGCAGAGCCUCGCGGAGUUUGGAUGUGUGUUUCCUAGCUUUUGUCCAAUGUAAGAAGACGUCUUUUUUUCUGAAGCGGGAGAAAACAGCGACAAGAGGAGCACCGCGAAUGUAGUCUACAGGGAAAGCGAAACACUGUACCAGCCAGUGUCUUCCUGUGGUCAUCCUCCUCCUGUGUGUCUGUGAGUGUGUAUGUGUUUGUGUUUCUCAGUGUGUGUGGAGCUAAAGUAAAGGGAGGAUGCAGGUGAAGAAGCACCGGGACUCGGACCAGAGCGGCGGGGACAUGCUGGAGCGAGACGGCCCUCGUAAAAACUCCUCGUGCUUCUCAAAUAUCAAGAUAUUCCUGAUAUCGGAAUGCGCGCUCAUGUUGGCUCAGGGGACCGUCGGAGCAUACCUGGUGAGCGUGCUGACCACCCUGGAGCGGCGGUUUAACUUGCAGAGUGCUGACGUUGGAGUGAUCGCCAGCAGCUUCGAGAUAGGCAACCUGGCCUUGAUUCUGUUUGUCAGCUACUUCGGGGCAAAAGCACACCGACCCCGUCUGAUCGGCUGUGGGGGCAUUGUCAUGGCGCUAGGGGCUCUUCUCUCAGCCCUGCCUGAGUUUCUGACUAAUCAGUAUGAGAUAAGGGACAUGUGGAGGACUGACGUAGGUCGGGAUGUUUGCUCUAACAUCAGCAGCAGGGACGCUCAAACGGCUGAGGAUGAUUUGUGCGCCAACAAGGCCAACACCAACAUGAUGUACCUGCUACUCAUUGGGGCCCAAGUCCUGCUGGGGAUUGGAGCCACACCAGUGCAGCCCCUCGGAGUUUCAUACAUUGAUGAUCACGUGAAGAAGAAAGACUCUUCUCUCUAUAUAGGUAUCCUCUUCUCCACUCUGGUGUUUGGACCGGCCUGUGGCUUCAUCCUUGGCUCUCUCUGCACUAAGUUCUAUGUGGAUGCUAUCUUCAUUGACACUAGUAAGCUGAACAUCACCCCAGACGACCCCCGAUGGAUCGGGGCCUGGUGGGCAGGCUUCCUCCUGUGCGGUGCCUUACUCUUUUGCUCUGCUAUCCUGAUGUUUGGCUUCCCUCAGUCCCUGCCGACCAAGGACAGAGAGGAAGGUGCUGAGAGCGAGCAGGUUAUGCUUCCUCCGUCACUGAAUUCAGAAUAUGAGACUCCAAAGUCCAGCAACGGGCUCGUUGGCAACCACGAGCCUGCCAACAGCCCCACCUGCUGUCAGCAACUCAGGGUCAUUCCCAAGGUAACCAAGCACCUCCUGUCCAACCCCGUGUUCACCUGCAUCAUCCUGGCGGCCUGUAUGGAGAUUGCUGUCGUGGCCGGCUUUGCAGCCUUUCUGGGGAAAUACCUCGAGCAGCAAUUCAACCUCACCACCACUUCAGCAAACCAGCUGCUAGGUAUGACUGCCAUUCCAUGUGCAUGUCUGGGGAUCUUCAUGGGUGGUCUGCUGGUGAAGAAGCUCAACCUGUCGGCACUUGGGGCCAUCCGCAUGGCCAUGCUGGUCAACCUGAUUUCCACUGCGUGCUACGUCUCCUUCCUCUUCCUGGGAUGUGACACAGGUCCUGUGGCUGGGGUGACCGUCAGAUAUGGCAACGAGACUCUGAGGACGGGCGAGAAACCAGAAGCUCCAUGCAUCAGUCAAUGCAACUGCUUCACUUCUUCCAUCAGUCCCGUGUGUGGAGCCAACGGAAUCACCUACCUGUCCGCCUGCUUCGCCGGCUGCUCUCGUACAGGAACGACUCAGAUGACACGGAACGCCUCUCAGAACCUGACAGGAUGCAGCUGUGUUUCCGCUGAAAGUGCAUUGGCCACAGCCGUUCCAGGGAAAUGUCCGACGCCGGGCUGCCAGGAGUCUUUCCUGAUCUUCCUGUGUGUGAUCUGUGCCUGCAGCCUGGUUGGGGCCAUGGCCCAGACUCCCUCUGUUAUCAUCCUGAUCAGGACGGUGAGCCCUGAACUGAAAUCCUAUGCACUUGGAGUAUUGUUUCUUUUGCUGCGACUUAUAGGCUUCAUCCCCCCUCCUCUGAUCUUCGGUGCUGGGAUCGACUCCACUUGCCUUUUCUGGAGUUCAGACUGCGGCGAGAAGGGUGCAUGUCUACUGUACAACAACGUGAAAUACAGGCAUCUGUAUGUGAGCCUCGCCAUCAUCCUCAAGGGCGUGGCUUUCCUCCUCUACUCCACCACAUGGUAUUGUUUACGCAGGAACUACAAGAAGUACAUCAAGACUCACGAGGGUUACAUGACGCCCACCGAGUUUUACCCAUCACUCACAGACGGCCCCAAACUAGUGGACAGGACAAAGUUUAUAUACAGCCUGGAGGACCACGAGUUUUGUGAAAAUAUGGAGUCAGUUUUAUAGUUCAUUACAGAAAAAUGGACAAUGUGGACAUUUAUACUCUAACGGAUUAUUUGAUGAUUUUAUUCUUCUCUUGAAAGGAGGAAUUUGUUUUUUGAUAAAGGCAAUCUAUUUAACGCUUUGUUCAGGUCACAGGGGAAGUUGCUCCACGUCUUGGGUAAACUUUCAAAAGGGUCCAUUUUAGUCGUUUACAUACCAGCACGGUGUUGAACUCCUGUGUUGACUCUGGUGGUAUAGAUGACAUCCACCCCACUGUUUCGCUCAGUCCGAGCUGAUUUUUAGCGAGUGGACGUGAUGUUACUGAAACUGUAGCUGCCAUAUUUGUUGAGGUCUGUCAUGAUGCCCGUGAAAAAUGACCUUUCAGUCAGUGCACUGUGUGUUCUGUCUGUCUCUCGCUCAAACAUGAGAUUACUGUCAUUAAAAAAAAUGUUGGUUGGUUCUUCCGUUACUCAUACAUAUUUAAAAGUUGCCAAGUGUUUACAAACUAAUACUGUAGUUUUAUUUCAAUGCAGGAAGGUUUCGUAUAAAAAGAGAACAGAAUACCCAGACUGGGUUGUUUUUAGUGGCCUAUUAGAUGUGUUUAAUUUCCCAAGAAUAAGUCUAAAAACUUAAAACAAGAUAUUUUUAAUGUCAGGAUGCAUCAGUUUGUCGUUCUCUUGCUGGAUAACAGGCACUGUUUUUGAUACUGUUUAGACUAGACUGUGAAGUCUCGUCUCAUAGGUGAACAUGUGCAAUUUGUGUCUGAUUUGUCUAUGUUUGUAACUAGUUUUGAGUCAGACAGCAGGUUUGUUUCUCAUAUAUAGCAUUAUGUUUCAUUUCCAUUUUUGUUAUACAUCUGCAGAGUUUAUUCAGCCUAAUAUGUCUUAAUAAGGGAUUAUUCAAAGAAGAAUGUGGAUUGUAUUUUCUUGUGGCUUUUCCACCUUGUGGAAGCGCAAAGACGAAAAUCAGUAAUAUUUUUAUGUGUUUGGAAUUCAAGACAAAGAAAAGAGAAGUAAUAUAUUUGUUUAAUUAGGCCCGGGAUGUUUAUUAGAUUGUAUUUGAGAACAAACUAUAAAUUAUAUAUAAUCGAAUUAUAUUAAAAUGUGUGUGUUUGAUGUCACAGAAGAUUUGGGACAACUCAUAGAAAUGAAAUUAGUAUGUUGCAUUAAAAGGAACAGAAUCUGUGUCUUCAAACGAGGCCUGUAAAAUCUGGGGUACAAGUUUUAGAAUAGACACAAGAAGCUGUGUGUGCAAAGUCGAACAACAUAAAAAUCAACAACGACACACUGGAUUUAUUCUAGGUCUUGUUUUAUAAGGAAAUCUUUAACAUAACGCAGCACAUGCGACCUGUUACUCUACUGAUCUCUGCAGUUACAGUUUUGACAUUGUCCCUUUUCUUACUCUUUUUGUAUGGCAACAUAUGGUUUAUUUUACUCUGGAAAUAAAUUAUUUUUCAGAAAAGAAAUCAAA